This is a messenger RNA of Bolinopsis microptera, 1188 nucleotides long. Its product is annotated as eukaryotic translation initiation factor 2A-like. NCBI's taxonomy places the organism in Eukaryota, Metazoa, Ctenophora, Tentaculata, Lobata, Bolinopsidae. Gene Ontology annotation, biological process: translational initiation. Gene Ontology annotation, cellular component: cytosolic small ribosomal subunit. Bases 1 to 1089 code for a protein of 362 amino acids. Gene Ontology annotation, molecular function: protein binding; tRNA binding; ribosome binding. The record is from RefSeq and is a predicted model, not a curated record. The transcript has 6 exons.
AUGAAAGCUAAAGAUGGGGUUUGGUUGGUGGUCUGCUUCUUUGUUAUUCUGAUUGGACCCUGUGAGAGCAGCAGAAGAAGAUCCUCGCCUGUGUUAGACGGGACGGGAACUGGUCGGUGUGGGGUGGAUGGAGCUCAUGUGAUUGCAAGGAGGCGAAUGCAGCUGAAGGUAGCCGGUUUAGUUCACGAAGUUGCAGUAGUCCUUCUCCGUCCUGCGGAGGAUUUUCCUGCUCUGGAUCCUCUACAAAGACCACGAGUUGUUCCAAAGACUGCACAGGGAACACUGUUUAACGUGAAGUGUGAUCCAAUACACGAGUUCGGAGAGAACCACUACAACGAGAUCCUAUUCAACCCUCAGGGCAACAUGGUCGGACUUUGUGGGUUCGGGAACCUUCGAGGCAAGAUAAAGUUCUAUGAAACGGAGAACAAUAAGUUGUUAUCAGACUUUGUGGCAGCGGAUGCUACUUUCUUCGAAUGGGCCCCCUGUGGAGAUGUCUUUAUCACAGGUACCCUGUCACCCCGACUGAGACAAGACAAUGAGUUUAAGCUGUGGGAUGUGUCCGGUAAGAUACUCCACCACUACCAGGUCCCAACAGAUGAGACCCAGCUGUGGCAGCUGAUGUGGAUCAACCCUGCUAAGCUGCUACCUCCCCCUGUUGUUCCUAGACCUGCCACCUCUAAGGAGAUUGCUGCUGGAAAACCCCAGGCGUACAGACCACCUGGCUCCCGACAGGGUCCAGCUGCAGCUACCCGCUCACUCCUCCCCAACGUUCAAGGUGGAGUCUACAAACCCGGCAGUGAUGCCCAACGAAACCAGCCCUCUAGGCAAGCCCAGAAAAAUCAGAGAAAACGAGAAAAUAGGGCCAAGCAAAUUGAGGAUGAGAAAGUUCCAGCGCCUACGAUGCAAGAUUUGCAGUCUACCAUAGUUGAUGAGAGGGAGAAGAAGGUCAGGAAUCUUAAGAAGAAAUUGCACCAGAUCGAAAAAUUGAAGGGCCAGGUGGCCCAGGGCAAGACUUUGGAGAAAAAUCAGAUGGAUAAGAUUGCCUCUGAGAAUGAUCUUAUCGAAGAGAUAAAACGAUUAGAGUUAUAAUUUAUUUGAAUCUGAAUUUGAGAAGGGUUUUUAUUUAUUUCUGUAGCUCAUUGUGUUAAAUAUUUUUAUUAACUAAUGUUUGCUAAAUUUUAAAUUAAA